Messenger RNA from Aethina tumida (small hive beetle), 664 nucleotides. RefSeq lists its product as uncharacterized. The record is from RefSeq and is a predicted model, not a curated record. The coding region runs from base 98 to 613 and encodes 171 amino acids. NCBI's taxonomy places the organism in Eukaryota, Metazoa, Arthropoda, Insecta, Coleoptera, Nitidulidae. The transcript is spliced from 4 exons.
UUGUUUUUAUUUACGUCAAUUUCAACUGUCAUAAAUAGCGUCACUUUACAAGAACCUAUACACAACUUUUUCUUGUUUUUGUCAAAAAAUUACCAAGAUGGUUGCUAUUGCUGGAUGCUGCAAGUGUUGUGAUAACAUGUUGACGAAGGUGGCCAAGAACAAAAAUUGUGUCUUAGGAAUUGGCAUAUUAUUCUUGAUGAGCUUGACAAUAACGUUCUUUGCCACAAUGACCAAAGACAUUUGCUACUUUGGCAUAAAGCUUAGAGGCCCCGCAUACUUUGUGGUUUGGGCCACGUUAUUGCUUAUUGUAAUAUGCGUGGUCGUCCUCUUAAACUCUAUAAUGAAGGAAAGCCCCAAGUGGAUAUUAACGAUGGAUAUAAUAAUAUUGGUGCUUUAUGUUAUACAUGUUAUUGCAAUGAUAGUUGCAGCUGUUACUUACGCGUCGAGAGAACGGACACAGCACGAGCUAAUGGAUCAAUCCUCUAAGAUACUUACUGCUUUCAUAUUUUUUCUUCUAGAAGUAACGUGGUUUGGAUUUAUUCUUAUUAUAUACAAAUAUUAUAGAACAACUAUUACAGUCAAGGAACAACCUGAAUCAUUUCAGGAAGGAUGAGUUAUACAUAUGUGUAUUAUAUUACAUAAAGUAUAUUUAUUUAUGUUCAUU